Annulohypoxylon maeteangense is the source of this 1856-nucleotide messenger RNA. Its product is annotated as FAD binding domain protein. Bases 393 to 1628 code for a protein of 411 amino acids. The record is from RefSeq and is a predicted model, not a curated record. NCBI's taxonomy places the organism in Eukaryota, Fungi, Ascomycota, Sordariomycetes, Xylariales, Hypoxylaceae. The transcript is spliced from 4 exons. Gene Ontology annotation, molecular function: monooxygenase activity; FAD binding.
GUUACUAUCUGACUAGGGUCUAACAAUGGAGCACUUUACAAAGGAUAUGAAGUAAUGUGCAAUUCGAAGUAACAUUGACAUGUAUUCAAUAAUCGGAGAUCCGAGACGCUAAGAACGGAGAUUCGAAGAUUGCUCGGAUUUGGACAUGAAGAUAGUAUGAUGAUGUGUUCUUGAUACCCAGUCACAAGCGGCGGCAGUCCUCGUAGAGACGUUAGGUAGGUUGUGUGAAGGUACCACUGUGCGACUUGCUCAAGGUAUAUAAAAGGUAAUCAGCCAUGUACGUAUUGCAACCAUGGCCUACUACACUUCUACUCUAUCAACCACCAAAGCGAAAUACGAUAUAUAUAUCACUCGAUAUAUAGCACAAAUUGAGCAACUGCCAUCGCAAAACCAUGGCCGAGGAACAAGACCAGAAACUCAACGUCAUAAUAGUCGGAUCGGGGCUCGCCGGUCUGGCUGCGGCCCGUGUCCUACGGGAGAAGCACCAAGUUACCGUGUAUGAGCGUGGCGAACCUUCAGUUGCAACGGGAGGACAAGGUAUCGCCAACUUCCCCAAUGCAACCAAGAUCAUGCAGCAGUUGGGGUUUGACCCCGAGCGGACUGGUUCAGUGCCUGUCCAAGGCUUUAGAACACUCGACAAGCUCGGUAACCUAGUCUUCGACACCGAAUUUCCCUUCCAGGAGAAAUAUGGCGCCCCCGCCUUAUCACACAUGAGAGUUGACUUUAGAGCCGAGCUGCUUCGUCUCGCUACCGCCCCGUCAAAAGAACUAGGCAUUGGUGGCGAGCCUGCGAAGAUCGUGUUCAAGAAUGGCGCCAAGGACAUCGACCCUGAAGCUGGAGAGAUUACUUUGGAUGACGGAACGAAGGUAAAGGCGGAUGUGAUCAUUGCUGCCGACGGAAUCCACUCCCGCCUGAGACCGAAGAUCGCCGGCCCGAACUCCCCUAAGCCCAAGAAGAGCGGCCUGACAUGUUGCCGAGUGGCUGUCUCCGCGAACCAAGCUAUCGAAGCCCUCGGUCGCUUGCCCGAUUGGUGGCAGGAGCAGAAUACCGGCGACCGUCGUAUUCUAGUCUUUGAGGCUCGCGAUGGCACCGACCGCAUCAUGGUUAUAUACGGCCUCCGACACUUGAGUUAUAUGAAUAUGUCCUGUAUCUUCGUGACGCGGGAAGAGAAGGAGAGUACGACCAAUUCUUGGUUUGCCGAUGGCGAUCGUCAGGAGAUGUUGGACAUCUUCCACGACUUCGACCCGAGCUUACUCGCGCUCAUUGGCGCGGCGACCGAAGUAAAGCUAUGGGAACUCCAAGACAUGGAGCCACUUGAUUCGUGGAAUAAGGGUCGCGCGAUAGUCAUCGGCGAUGCUGCUCACGCCAUGACGCCAAUGCAAGGCCAAGGUGCCAACUGUGGUAUCGAGGACGCCGAAGCCUUUAGACUCUUGAUAGAGCCAGGCGUUACGCGCGAUGACAUCCCCGCAAUCUUGAAGACGAUAGACAGUGUUAGGAGGCCACGCGCCGCACGUGUCCUCUCCAACACGCGGGCAACCCAGCGCGGCAUCAAAGGAGAUGAAAGAUACAAGGUAAUGGAUGACAACUGUACAUACCACGGGAUAUUCAAGAUGAUUGAGGGCCAAUGAGGCGUCUAGAGCUAAAGAGGUGUUGUCCGAGCUUGGUGGCUUGAGGAGUAGGGGCUGGGAAUACCGGCUGCCGUCUAGAAACUCAUUCGGGUGGUGUAACGAAUGAUGAGCAUCGCAUAUUUAUUUUUCAUUGUACUGCAUCCUCAGCAUAUAUACGAACUUAGGUUCGGAGCGGAGUUUCUCCAGAUCUCCCCUCGUUAUAUAGGUACCUAGGUAGGUAGGUAGGUA